CUCACAGUGUCAGAUCUGGGUGGUUAAGCGUUCUCAAACAGGGCUCAAUAGCUUUAUUACUGAUACCGGAGAGAAAUUCAGUUCCCCUGCUGGCAGCAACAAAGAAACUGUAAAAGAGAGGGAAUGGAUAAAGAGAGCGCAGGAGAGAUCGAGGAGAGCUGCAAGAGCAGCGAUGAAUCUCCACCGAAACCUAUGCCCAAAACCAUCAGGACAAAAGUUCCAGAGGUGGAAAUCCACCUCUUUCGACGAGGCAAAGGUCCAAUUGAGAUCUUCAAAUCGAGCUUAGGAGGUUGGGAUCAAGACCGGUUAGAGGUCCACGAUAUUCUCGAGAAAUACGGAUUGAAAUCGAUUUUCGCAUUCAACCCUGCUUCUGGAAGAAGCGUUCCCAUCCGUUUCAAUGCUAAAAAUGGAAGAUCGUUGCUACCUUAUACCGACGGAUCCGUUAUUUUCAUUGAUGGGGAACCAAAGGAUUCCUUAGUCAAGCCUAUAACAAAGAUCUUGCUUGGGAUAGCCAUUAUAACCAUUUUAGUAGCUAUGCUUUUUAAGGAAUCUCCAGAAUGGAUGAAGAGAUUCAAUAUCUUAGGCGGGAACUUCCCUCCAUGGGUCCUUGCUUGUGUGGUUAUAGUCUUCACUCGCAUGAGGAAGAGAACCAAGGAUGUAUUGAAAAAGUAUGGCUGGUGAACAAAUGUAAUCUAUACUUUUCAGAUAUUAAAGAGCUUUUCUUCUUAUAUACAUAUUUUCAAUUGUUCAAUUAAUUAAUAGAAGUAUGCCAUGUUUAUUGGGGUUAGGAGCAAUUUGGGGAUAUAGGAAAAUUAUACACACCACACAGGUGGGACAAACAGAGAUGCUUGAUACUGAAAUCUUUCUAAUGGUCAGUCCAUGUUUUGGUUCCUA
Messenger RNA from Nelumbo nucifera (sacred lotus), 894 nucleotides. RefSeq lists its product as uncharacterized. The record is from RefSeq and is a predicted model, not a curated record. Lineage: Eukaryota; Viridiplantae; Streptophyta; Magnoliopsida; Proteales; Nelumbonaceae.